UGGGGAGGGAAGGGAGAGGAAAGAGGGGGGGCGCUCGGCCCUGCGCACUGAGUGAUGUUUGUCCGCCAUCGCGGCGGAGGAGGAGGGUGAAGGAAGCGCCGUCGCCGGAGCGAGGGGCCUGCGCCGCCGCCUCGCCCCUCGCCGCCGCCUCCCCCGCCGCUUCCCCCUCCCCCUCCUCUUCGGCCCGGCCCGACUCGGUUCGGCUUUCCCCCUUUCCGCGCAGCCCCGGGGGCCGCAGCCCGGAGUGAAGGUCGCCAGCGGCCUCCCCUGUCCAGCCCCCGGCCCCCCUCGCGGGGUCUUGCCGUCCCGUCGCGCGUUCCCCGGCGCCCCUCCGGACGGGAGGAGCCGCCGCCCGCGUCGGGCCCGAAGAUGUCGAACCUGAGCAAGGGGACGGGCAGCCGGAAGGACACCAAGAUGCGGAUCCGAGCCUUCCCCAUGACUAUGGACGAGAAAUAUGUGAACAGCAUUUGGGAUCUUCUGAAGAAUGCAAUCCAGGAGAUACAGCGGAAGAACAACAGUGGUCUGAGCUUCGAGGAGCUGUACAGGAACGCCUAUACGAUGGUAUUGCAUAAACACGGUGAGAAACUCUACACUGGACUACGAGAAGUGGUCACUGAGCAUCUAAUAAACAAGGUGCGAGAUGAUGUGUUGAACUCCUUGAACAACAACUUCCUACAAACACUAAAUCAAGCAUGGAAUGAUCAUCAAACAGCGAUGGUGAUGAUUAGAGACAUUCUGAUGUAUAUGGAUCGUGUGUAUGUGCAGCAGAACAAUGUGGAGAACGUCUACAAUUUGGGCUUGAUUAUUUUCCGAGACCAAGUUGUCCGCUACGGCUGUAUCAGGGAUCACCUGCGGCAGACUCUGCUGGAUAUGAUUGCGAGAGAGAGGAAAGGAGAGGUUGUAGACAGAGGCGCAAUAAGAAAUGCUUGCCAGAUGUUAAUGAUUCUAGGUCUUGAAGGAAGAUCAGUCUAUGAGGAGGACUUUGAGGCUCCGUUUUUGGAGAUGUCUGCAGAAUUUUUUCAGAUGGAAAGUCAGAAAUUUUUAGCUGAAAACAGUGCUUCUGUAUAUAUAAAGAAAGUAGAAGCUAGAAUUAACGAAGAAAUAGAACGGGUGAUGCAUUGUCUGGAUAAAUCCACCGAAGAACCAAUUGUGAAGGUGGUUGAGAGGGAGCUUAUUUCCAAACAUAUGAAAACUAUAGUGGAAAUGGAGAACUCUGGGCUAGUUCAUAUGCUGAAAAAUGGGAAGACAGAAGACCUUGCUUGCAUGUACAAAUUGUUCAGCCGUGUGCCAAAUGGUCUGAAGACAAUGUGUGAGUGCAUGAGCUCAUACCUGAGAGAGCAAGGCAAAGCACUAGUGUCAGAAGAAGGAGAAGGAAAGAAUCCAGUUGACUACAUUCAGGGUUUACUGGAUUUGAAGAGCAGGUUUGACCGCUUUCUGCAGGAAUCUUUCAAUAACGAUCGACUCUUCAAGCAGACUAUUGCGGGUGACUUCGAGUACUUCCUAAACCUCAACUCUAGGUCUCCAGAGUACCUCUCAUUAUUUAUUGAUGAUAAGCUCAAAAAGGGAGUCAAGGGACUAACAGAGCAAGAAGUAGAAACUAUAUUGGAUAAGGCAAUGGUUUUAUUUAGGUUUAUGCAAGAGAAGGAUGUUUUUGAACGCUAUUACAAGCAGCACUUGGCAAGAAGGCUUCUCACAAACAAGAGUGUUUCAGAUGACUCUGAGAAAAAUAUGAUCUCUAAAUUAAAGACUGAAUGUGGAUGUCAGUUCACAUCUAAACUGGAAGGAAUGUUCAGGGACAUGAGCAUCUCAAACACGACGAUGGAUGAGUUCAGGCAGCAUCUUCAGGCGACUGGGGUCUCAUUAGGUGGUGUUGAUCUCACAGUGCGGGUCCUCACAACAGGUUACUGGCCUACUCAGUCAGCCACACCAAAGUGCAACAUCCCUCCCGCCCCCCGGCAUGCUUUUGAAAUAUUUAGAAGAUUUUAUUUAGCCAAACACAGUGGGCGACAGCUGACACUCCAGCAUCACAUGGGCUCUGCAGAUCUCAACGCCACGUUCUACGGCCCUGUUAAAAAGGAAGAUGGCUCAGAGGUUGGCGUAGGAGGUGCCCAAGUAACUGGCUCAAACACGCGGAAGCACAUAUUGCAAGUCUCCACCUUCCAGAUGACGAUAUUAAUGCUCUUUAACAACAGAGAAAAAUACACAUUUGAGGAAAUUCAACAAGAAACUGAUAUCCCUGAAAGAGAGCUGGUUCGAGCCCUGCAGUCUCUGGCGUGUGGCAAACCAACACAACGUGUCCUCACGAAAGAGCCCAAGUCAAAAGAAAUAGAGAAUGGUCACAUAUUUACAGUGAACGAUCAGUUCACGUCCAAACUACACAGAGUCAAGAUUCAGACAGUUGCUGCCAAACAAGGAGAAUCUGAUCCAGAAAGAAAAGAAACAAGACAGAAAGUAGAUGAUGACAGGAAACAUGAGAUAGAAGCUGCUAUAGUUCGGAUAAUGAAAUCUAGGAAGAAGAUGCAACACAAUGUGCUAGUAGCAGAGGUAACCCAGCAGCUGAAGGCUCGAUUCUUACCAAGUCCCGUGGUUAUUAAAAAGCGUAUUGAAGGACUUAUUGAGAGAGAGUACUUGGCACGAACACCGGAGGAUCGCAAAGUGUACACUUACGUAGCAUAAAAUGCGUUCAGAAGGUUUGAUUCCCCCUUGGACUGUACUCUUCGCAUGAACUGGGAAGUUCUUUUAAAUCAUUAAUAUUAUGACGACCAUCUCUUCUAUUAAAUUACAUGUUCUAGACCGGUCAGAUCAAGCCUUUCACUCCUUUGGAGAGUUUUCAACAUCCAAAAA
Dryobates pubescens (Downy woodpecker) is the source of this 2844-nucleotide messenger RNA. It is a transcript of the gene CUL3, whose product is annotated as cullin 3. Gene Ontology annotation, biological process: protein ubiquitination; ubiquitin-dependent protein catabolic process. Gene Ontology annotation, cellular component: Cul3-RING ubiquitin ligase complex. Gene Ontology annotation, molecular function: ubiquitin protein ligase binding. The record is from RefSeq and is a predicted model, not a curated record. Lineage: Eukaryota; Metazoa; Chordata; Aves; Piciformes; Picidae. Bases 370 to 2676 code for a protein of 768 amino acids. The transcript has 16 exons.